GCAGCCCCGGCUGCGGGUCGCGACGGCGGCGGGGCGCCCCCUCCCCCGUGCCGGGGCGCGGCGAAGGGAUGUGGGGCUUUGCGGGAGGAAGGCUUUUCGGCAUCUUCUCGGCCCCGGUGCUGGUGGCGGUGGUUUGCUGCGCCCAGAGCGUCAACGACCCCGGGAACAUGUCCUUUGUGAAGGAGACCGUCGACAAGCUGUUGAAAGGCUACGACAUUCGUCUGAGACCCGACUUCGGGGGUCCCCCAGUCUGCGUGGGGAUGAACAUCGACAUCGCCAGCAUCGACAUGGUUUCUGAAGUCAACAUGGACUAUACCUUAACUAUGUAUUUUCAACAAUAUUGGAGAGAUAAAAGGCUCGCCUAUUCUGGGAUCCCUCUCAACCUCACGCUUGACAAUCGAGUGGCUGACCAGCUCUGGGUGCCCGACACAUAUUUCUUAAAUGACAAAAAGUCAUUUGUGCACGGAGUGACAGUGAAAAACCGCAUGAUCCGCCUCCACCCUGAUGGGACAGUGCUGUACGGGCUCAGGAUCACCACCACAGCAGCAUGCAUGAUGGACCUCAGGAGAUACCCCCUGGAUGAGCAGAACUGCACCCUGGAAAUCGAAAGCUAUGGCUACACGACGGAUGACAUUGAGUUUUAUUGGCGCGGCGGGGACAAGGCUGUCACCGGCGUGGAAAGGAUCGAGCUCCCCCAGUUCUCUAUCGUGGAGCACCGUCUGGUCUCCAGGAAUGUUGUCUUCGCCACAGGUGCCUACCCUCGACUUUCUUUGAGUUUUCGGUUGAAGAGAAACAUUGGUUACUUCAUUCUUCAGACGUAUAUGCCCUCCAUCCUGAUCACCAUCCUCUCGUGGGUGUCCUUCUGGAUCAAUUACGAUGCCUCUGCAGCUCGAGUUGCCCUUGGGAUCACCACCGUGCUCACCAUGACAACCAUCAACACUCACCUUCGGGAGACUCUGCCCAAAAUCCCCUACGUCAAAGCCAUCGACAUGUACCUGAUGGGCUGUUUCGUCUUUGUAUUCCUGGCCCUUCUGGAGUACGCCUUUGUCAACUACAUUUUCUUUGGAAGAGGUCCCCAAAGGCAGAAGAAGCUUGCAGAGAAGACUGCCAAGGCCAAGAAUGACCGUUCCAAGAGUGAAAGCAACCGGGUGGAUGCUCACGGGAACAUCCUAUUAACAUCGCUGGAAGUUCACAACGAAAUGAAUGAGGUCGCAGGCGGCGUCGGAGACACCAGGAAUUCAGCAAUAUCCUUUGACAACUCAGGAAUCCAGUAUAGGAAACAGAGCAUGCCCAGGGAAGGGCACGGGCGGUACAUGGGAGACAGAAGCAUCCCGCACAAGAAGACCCACCUACGGAGGAGGUCUUCACAGCUCAAGAUCAAAAUCCCCGAUCUCACCGAUGUGAAUGCCAUAGACAGAUGGUCCAGGAUCGUGUUUCCCUUCACCUUUUCCCUUUUCAACUUAGUUUACUGGCUGUACUAUGUUAACUGAGUGACUGUACUUGAUUUUUCAAAGACUCCAUUUAACACUGAGUGAAAUAUUACCCUGCCUGUCAAGUUUUUAUACCAGUACACACACACCUACACACACCCACACACACACAAUUGUAUAUAUAUAUGUGAACUUUCUCAGCAUAUAUAUAAAAGACACGUGUAUAUGAGGGUGUAUGUGUAUAUGUUUAUAUACGCAGGUGUGACUAUCUGCGUAUGUACGACAAAUACGCACACAUGCCGUACAUUUUGCAACUAUGGACAAUUUAACACAGGAUGCAU
Messenger RNA from Alexandromys fortis (reed vole), 1771 nucleotides. It is a transcript of the gene Gabrb3, whose product is annotated as gamma-aminobutyric acid type A receptor subunit beta3. Lineage: Eukaryota; Metazoa; Chordata; Mammalia; Rodentia; Cricetidae. Bases 69 to 1490 code for a protein of 473 amino acids. Gene Ontology annotation, molecular function: neurotransmitter receptor activity; GABA-A receptor activity; extracellular ligand-gated monoatomic ion channel activity. The record is from RefSeq and is a predicted model, not a curated record. Gene Ontology annotation, biological process: regulation of membrane potential; chloride transmembrane transport; nervous system process. The transcript is spliced from 9 exons. Gene Ontology annotation, cellular component: synapse; plasma membrane; neuron projection.